AUGGACGUGGACGUGGACGUGGACGUGGACGUGGACGUGGACUGGACGUGGACGUGGACGUGGACGUGGACGUGGACAUGGACAUGGACGUGGACGUGGACGUGGACGUGGACGUGGACGUGGACGUGGACAUGGACGUGGACGUGGACGUGGACGUGGACAUGGACGUGGACGUGGACGUGGACGUGGACGUGGACGUGGGACGUGGACGUGGACGUGGACGUGGACGUGGACGUGGACGUGGACGUGGACGUGGACAUGGACGUGGACGUGGACAUGGACGUGGACAUGGACGUGGACGUGGACAUGGACGUGGACGUGGACAUGGACGUGGACGUGGACGUGGACGUGGACGUGGACGUGGACAUGGACGUGGACGUGGACGUGGACGUGGACGUGGACGUGGACGUGGACGUGGACGUGGACGUGGACGUGGACGUGGACGUGGACGUGGACAUGGACGUGGACGUGGACGUGGACGUGGACGUGGACGUGGACAUGGACGUGGACGUGGACGUGGACGUGGACGUGGACGUGGACAUGGACGUGGACGUGGACGUGGACGUGGACGUGGACGUGGACGUGGACAUGGACGUGGACAUGGACGUGGACGUGGACAUGGACGGGACGUGGACGUGGACGGACGUGGAACGUGGACGUGGACGUGGACGUGGACGUGGACGUGUGGACGUGGACGUGGACGUGGACGUGGACGUGGACGUGGACGUGGACGUGGACAUGGACGUGGACGUGGACGUGGACGUGGACGUGGACGUGGACAUGGACGUGGACUGGACGUGGACAUGGACGUGGACGUGGACGUGGACGUGGACGUGGACGUGGACGUGGACGUGGACGUGGACAUGGACGUGGACGUGGACGUGGACGUGGACGUGGACAUGGACGUGGACGUGGACGUGGACGUGGACAUGGACGUGGACGUGGACGUGGACGUGGACGUGGACGUGGACGUGGACGUGGACGUGGACGUGGACGUGGACGUGGACGUGGACGUGGACGUGGACAUGGACGUGGACAUGGGACGUGGACGUGGACGUGGACGUGGACGUGGACGUGGACAUGGACGUGGACGUGGACGUGGACGUGGACGUGGACGUGGACGUGGACGUGGACAUGGACGUGGACAUGGACGUGGACGUGGACGUGGACGUGGACGUGGACGGGACGUGGACAUGGACGUGGACGUGGACGUGGACGUGGACGUGGACGUGGACGUGGACAUGGACGUGGACAUGGACGUGGACAUGGACGUGGACGUGGACGUGGACGUGGACAUGGACGUGGACGUGGACGUGGACGUGGACGUGGACGUGGACGUGGACGUGGACGGACUGGACGUGGACGUGGAGUGGACGUGGAAUGGACGUGGACAUGGACGUGGACGUGGACGUGGACGUGGACGUGGACGUGGACGUGGACGUGGACGUGGACGUGGACGUGGACGUGGACGUGGACGUGGACGUGGACAUGGACGUGGACGUGGACGUGGACGUGGACGUGGACGUGGACGUGGACAUGGACGUGGACGUGGACGUGGACGUGGACGUGGACGUGGACGUGGACGUGGACAUGGACGUGGACGUGGACGUGGACAUGGACGUGGACGUGGACGUGGACGUGGACGUGGACGUGGACGUGGACGUGGACGUGGACGUGGACGUGGACGUGGACGUGGACAUGGACGUGGACAUGGACGUGGACGUGGACGUGGACAUGGACGUGGACGUGGACGUGGACGUGGACGUGGACGUGGACGUGGACGUGGACAUGGACGUGGACGUGGACGUGGACGUGGACAUGGACGUGGACGUGGACAUGGACGUGGACGUGGACGUGGACGUGGACGUGGACGUGGACAUGGACGUGGACGUGGACGUGGACAUGGACGUGGACAUGGACGUGGACGUGGACAUGGACGUGGACAUGGACGUGGACGUGGACAUGGACGUGGACGUGGACGUGGACGUGGACAUGGACGUGGACGGGACGUGGACAUGGACGUGGACGUGGACGUGGACGUGGACGUGGACGUGGACGUGGACGUGGACGUGGACAUGGACGUGGACAUGGGGUGGGGUGGACGUGGACGUGGACGUGGACAUGGACGUGGACGUGGACGUGGACGUGGACGUGGACGUGGACAUGGGGGACGUGGACGUGGACGUGGGGGACGUGGACAUGGACGUGGACGUGGACGUGGACGUGGACGUGGACGUGGACGUGGACGUGAACGUGGACGUGGACGUGGACGUGGACAUGGACGUGGACGGACGUGGACGUGGACGUGGACGUGGACGUGGACGUGGACGUGGACGUGGACAUGGACGUGGACGUGGACUGGCCGUGGACGUGGACGUGGACGUGGACGUGGACGUGGACAUGGACGUGGACGUGGACGUGGACGUGGACAUGGACGUGGACGUGGACAUGGACGUGGACGUGGACGACGUGGACGUGGACGUGGACGUGGACGUGGACGUGGACGUGGACAUGGACGUGGACGUGGACGUGGACGUGGACGUGGACGUGGACAUGGACGUGUGGACGUGGACAUGGACUGGACUGGACGUGGACGUGGACGUGGACGUGGACGUGGACGUGGACGGACGUGGACGUGGACGUGGACGUGGACGUGGACUGGACGUGGACGUGGACGUGGGACGUGGACGUGGACGUGGACGUGGACAUGGACGUGGACGUGGACAUGGACGUGGACGUGGACAUGGACGUGGACGUGGACGUGGACGUGGACGUGGACGUGGACGUGGACGUGGACGUGGGGUGGACGUGGACGUGGACAUGGACGUGGACGUGGACGUGGACAUGGACGUGGACGUGGACAUGGACGUGGACGUGGACAUGGACGUGGACGUGGACGUGGACGUGGACGUGGACAUGGACGUGGACGUGGACGUGGACAUGGACGUGGACAUGGACGUGGACAUGGACGUGGACGUGGACAUGGACGUGGACGUGGACAUGGACGUGGACGUGGACGUGGACGUGGAAAUGGACGUGGACGUGGACGUGGACGUGGACGUGGACGUGGACGUGGACGUGGACAUGGACGUGGACGUGGACAUGGACGUGGAGGUGGACGUGGACGUGGACGUGGACGUGGACGUGGACAUGGACGUGGACGUGGACGUGGACAUGGACGUGGACGUGGACGUGGACAUGGACGUGGACGUGGACAUGGACGUGGACGUGGACAUGGACGUGGACGUGGACGUGGACGUGGACGUGGACGUGGACGUGGACAUGGACGUGGACGUGGACGUGGACGUGGACGUGGACAUGGACGUGGACGUGGACAUGGACGUGGACGUGGACGUGGACAUGGACAUGGACGUGGACAUGGACGUGGACGUGGACGUGGACAUGGACGUGGACGUGGACGUGGACGUGGACGUGGACGUGGACGUGGACGUGGACGUGGACGUGGACAUGGACGUGGACGUGGACGUGGACGUGGACGUGGACGUGGACGUGGACGUGGACAUGGACGUGGACGUGGACGUGGACGUGGACGUGGACGUGGACAUGGACGUGGACGUGGACGUGGACGUGGACGUGGACGUGGACAUGGACGUGGACGUGGACGUGGACAUGGACGUGGACGUGGACGUGGACAUGGACGUGGACGUGGACAUGGACGUGGACGUGGACAUGGACGUGGACGUGGACGUGGACGUGGACGUGGACGUGGACGUGGACGUGGACGUGGACGGACGUGGACGUGGACGUGGACGUGGACGUGGACGUGGACGUGGACAUGGACGUGGACGUGGACGUGGACAUGGACGUGGACGUGGACGUGGACAUGGACGUGGACGUGGACAUGGACGUGGACGUGGACGUGGACGUGGACGUGGACGUGGACGUGGACGUGGACGUGGACGUGGACGUGGACGUGGACGUGGACGUGGACGGGACGUGGACAUGGACGUGGACGUGGACGUGGACGUGGACGUGGACGUGGACGUGGACGUGGACGUGGACGUGGACGUGGACGUGGACGUGGACGUGGACAUGGACGUGGACAUGGACGUGGACGUGGACAUGGACGUGGACGUGGACAUGGACGUGGACGUGGACGUGGACGUGGACGUGGACGUGGACGUGGACGUGGACGUGGACGUGGACGUGGACGUGGACGUGGACGUGGACGUGGACGUGGACGUGGACGUGGACGUGGACGUUGGACGUGGACGUGGACGUGGACGUGGACGUGGACGUGGACGUGGACGUGGACGUGGACGUGGACGUGGACGUGGACGUGGACGUGGACGUGGACGUGGACAUGGACGUGGACGUGGACAUGGACGUGGACAUGUGGACGUGGACGUGGACGUGGACGUGGACGUGGACGUGGACGUGGACGUGGACGUGGACGUGGACGUGGACAUGGACGUGGACGUGGACGUGGAAAUGGACGUGGACGUGGACGUGGACGUGGACGUGGACGUGGACGUGGACAUGGACGUGGACGUGGACGUGGACGUGGACGUGGACGUGGACGUGGACGUGGACGUGGACGUGGACGUGGACAUGGACGUGGACGUGGACAUGGACGUGGACGUGGACGUGGACGUGGACAUGGACGUGGACGUGGACAUGGACGUGGACGUGGACAUGGACGUGGACGUGGACGUGGACGUGGACGUGGACGUGGACGUGGACAUGGACGUGGACGUGGACGUGGACAUGGACGUGGACGUGGACGUGGACGUGGACGUGGACGUGGACAUGGACGUGGACGUGGACGUGGACGUGGACGUGGACGUGGAACGGGACGUGGACGUGGACGUGGACGUGGACGUGGACGUGGACGUGGACGUGGACGUGGACAUGGACGUGGACGUGGACGUGGACAUGGACGUGGACGUGGACAUGGACGUGGACGUGGAAUGGACGUGGACGUGGACGUGGACAUGGACGUGGACGUGGACGUGGACGUGGACGUGGACAUGGACGUGGACAUGGACGUGGAAUGGACGUGGACGUGGACGUGGACGUGGACGUGGACGUGGAAUGGACGUGGACGUGGACAUGGACGUGGACGUGGACGUGGACGUGGACAUGGACGUGGACGUGGACGUGGACGUGGACGUGGACGUGGACAUGGACGUGGACGUGGACGUGGACGUGGACGUGGACGUGGACGUGGACAUGGACGUGGACGUGGACAUGGACGUGGACAUGGACGUGGACGUGGACAUGGACGUGGACGUGGACGUGGACGUGGACGUGGACGUGGACGUGGACGUGGACGUGGAAAUGGACGUGGACGUGGACUGGGACAUGGACGGACGUGGACAUGGACGUGGACGUGGACAUGGACGUGGACGUGGACGUGGACGUGGACGUGGACAUGGACGUGGACGUGGACGUGGACAUGGACGUGGACAUGGACGUGGACAUGGACGUGGACGUGGACUGGACGUGGACGUGGACAUGGACGUGGACGUGGACGUGGACGUGGAAUGGACGUGGACGUGGACGUGGAAAUGGACGUGGACGUGGACGUGGACGUGGACAUGGACGUGGACGUGGACAUGGACGUGGACGUGGACGUGGACGUGGACGUGGACGUGGACGUGGACAUGGACGUGGACGUGGACGUGGACGUGGACGUGGACGUGGACGUGGACAUGGACGUGGACGUGGACAUGGACGUGGACGUGGACGUGGACGUGGACGUGGACGUGGACGUGGACGUGGACGUGGACAUGGACGUGGACGUGGACGUGGACGUGGACGUGGACAUGGACAUGGACGUGGACGUGGACGUGGACGUGGACGUGGACGUGGACGUGGACGUGGACGUGGACAUGGACAUGGACGUGGACGUGGACGUGGACGUGGACGUGGACGUGGACAUGGACGUGGACGUGGACGUGGACGUGGAUGGAAAUGGACGUGGACAUGGACGUGGACGUGGACGUGGACGUGGACGUGGACGUGGACGUGGACAUGGACGUGGACGACGUGGACGUGGACGUGGACGUGGACGUGGACAUGGACGUGGACGUGGACAUGGACGUGGACGUGGACGUGGACGUGGACGUGGACGUGGACAUGGACGUGGACGUGGACGUGGACGUGGACAUGGACGUGGACGUGGACAUGGACGUGGACGUGGACGUGGACAUGGACGUGGACGUGGACGUGGACGUGGACGUGGACGUGGACGUGGACGUGGACGUGGUGGAGGACGUGGACGUGGACGUGGACUGGACGUGGACGUGGACGUGGACGUGGACGUGGACGUGGACGUGGACGUGGACGUGGACGUGGACGUGA
Messenger RNA from Closterium sp. NIES-65, 6327 nucleotides. NCBI's taxonomy places the organism in Eukaryota, Viridiplantae, Streptophyta, Zygnematophyceae, Desmidiales, Closteriaceae. The record is from the annotation of a GenBank genome assembly.